Alosa sapidissima (American shad) is the source of this 3360-nucleotide messenger RNA. RefSeq names its product elastin microfibril interfacer 2b (gene emilin2b). The coding region runs from base 78 to 2855 and encodes 925 amino acids. Gene Ontology annotation, molecular function: protein binding. The record is from RefSeq and is a predicted model, not a curated record. Lineage: Eukaryota; Metazoa; Chordata; Actinopteri; Clupeiformes; Clupeidae. The transcript is spliced from 9 exons.
AGUCCACGAGCGCACUGUUGCGCAAGAACAUUAACUGCGACUUUUGCGCACAUUUAGUCAAUAGAUCAAUAUAAAAUAUGAAGUCCGGUUUUACUGACUUCGGGCGUAUUAUCACUCUAAUUUACCUGCAGCUAAACAUCCCCUUAAUUUAUGGAACCCCGUCAAGGUAUAGUAUGUUCCAAGGCAAUGCAUAUUCUGACUCGGCUCCACGUCAGAGGAAUAAAAACUGGUGUGCGUAUGUUGUACACAAGAAUGUAACAUGUGCGGUACUUGGAGCUACGGAGACCGUGGUGGAGCCAGAGCUCGCACCCUGCCCUAUGCACCAACCUGACUGCGCGCAACGCGUGAUAUAUCGAACACACCUUCGCCCCAUGUAUAAGAUUGGAUACAAGGAGGUGACCGAGUUGGAGUGGAAGUGUUGUCCACUCUACCAAGGGUAUGAUUGCAUGGAGCUGAAAGGCUUCCCAUCCACACCUGAAGAACUGCGUCCAAAUCCAGCACAUAUUCCUGAACAGGAGCAGAGCAUGUUGGGCCCUGAGAAUUUUGACUCUGCAGCUGGUGAACUGUGGAGCCAGGGAGAGCCUAUUCCUCCCUGGGGAGAUUCGCCUCAGCGAGGGCCUCAGCCCAGUCACCCGUGGCUGCAGGGCGGAGCGGCCAGUGGCAGGGCACCGGCUGACCAGCGGAAGGUGCGUCAGCUGGAGUUAGAGGUGCAGCGGCUCUCCCAGAACCUGCUGGACCUGCAGGCCGCCAUGACGGGCAUGAACGCCAACCUGCGGCAGGAUCUGCAGGAGGACGCCAGCAAGAUCUUCCUGAGCAUGCUGGGUAGUGACCGACAGCCGGCCAGUGCUCUGGGAGCAGGCACAGAGAGCAUCAUCCUGCCUGCCAUCACACCAGACCCGCUCUCCUCAUCUGCCACAGAGCAGCUACAGAUUCAAGUCAACGACCUCUCGGCCACGCUCAUAGCUAAUACACAGGCCCUCAAGGAGCUGCAGGGGCAGGUCAAGCAGCAAGACGGACAACUGCGCCUGUUAACCAACGCAGGCCAGGGUGCGCUAGAGCCGCCCCCCACCUCCAAUUCAGCCAAUGAGAGCUCUCUAAAGCACUACGUGGACAGUAGGAUCUCGGCUCUUCGCAACGAGCUGCUGGAGGGCAUGGAGAUCAAGAUGGCCGACCUGAAGAACUCCUGCGAGUACAAGGUGAUGUCGGUGAGCGAGCAGUGCGAGGAGCAGGAGACCUCCUACCUGAGCCUGGCCGAGCUGCUGGACUCCAAAGAGACCGACCUCCGCAAGGAGAUCCAAGAUCUCCGCGACUCCCUGGUCAGCCCGGGGACGGGCUCCCCUCUUCUGGCGGUCGACGGCGACCUGCGUGCCCGGCUGGCUAAGAUCGAGGCGGCGCAGCGCGAGCUGCAAGCCGCCCUGGAGAGUCAGAACGGCACGCUAAGGCGGGUGCAGGAGGGCAAGGCGGAGCUGGAGGGGCGCGUGGAGCUGGCGGAGCGGAGCGCCGAGGUGCACUGCCUCUUACUGGAGGAGAAGCUGCGCCGGGAGAGGCAGGAGGAGAGGCAGGAGGAGGAGGCCGCGGAGCGGGCGAGAGCCCUGGGCAACAGCUCCGCUCUGGAGGACUUCAGGAGACAACUGACCACCCACCAGCACCUCAUCCACAACCUGGAGGAAGCGCUCAAUGCGACCGCAGACGCGAGACAAGCACAGCAGCAGCAGUGUUGCCGCGAGGUGCAGUCCCUCGCGCGGCAGGUCGAAGGUCUGGAGAGUUCCGUCGCGGCGCUCAACGACUCGGCGUCUCUGCACGCGGAGGAGCUCCAGCAGCUCAGCGCCGCCUGCACUGCCCCGAAAGGGGCGCCACGCCUUGGGGAGCACCUGGUGCAGAGGGUGACCACGCUGGAGGACGCGUGGUCGGGGGUGGACGGCCGAGUGGCCAGCGUGGAGGGUGUGUGUGGGCGGCUGGAGCCCCUGUCCGACAGCCUGCGGAGAAUCAAAGAUGGCCUCAACAAGCACGUGACAGGCCUGUGGACGUGCGUCAAACAGAUGAAUGGCACGCUGCGUUCACACACACGAGACCUUCACGCCCUGUACGAACACACACACGCCCUCCAGGACACGUUGGAACAGACCACCAACACACCUGUCCACUCAGGCCAUGAGGAUGCCACCAGUGUCUCUGCAGUGACUGGUUCCACCAUGCCGCUGGCCCCCGUGUUGGAGACGGGGGAGGCCGGGCCCCCGGGCACUAAACACGCCUCGCGUCCACCCCAUGGUGCCAACGGGAGCAUGACCCCUGUCAAGGGCUACGCAGGAGCACCAGGUUACCCUCCUCUGUCUCCUGUGUCCCACACUCCUGACAGUCCCUCAGGACAUGAAAUCAAAUUGGAGACAGCUCAAACGGUGCUGAAUUUGGCACCCCAGUUUCUAUUUGACCCCAUCUCCUUCUCGGCUGGCCUGACACUUCUGCCGUUUCCUGGGUCGAUGGGCAUCAUUCGCUUCAACAAGAUUCUCAUCAACGAUGGGGGCCAUUAUGACCCACACACAGGUAUAUUCACUGUACCUGUAGAUGGGCGUUAUCUGCUUAGCGCAGUAGUGACAGCGGAGCGGACGGAACGAGUAGAGGCGGUGCUCUCUGUGUCCAAUCACAAUGUGCAGAGGCUGAACACAUCAUCUGGGGGUGUGGCCACAGACAGCUGUUUGUGUGGUGGCUCCGCCUCCCUCAGUCUCAUUCUGGAUCUGAAGAGAGGUGACAGGGUGGGGCUGGUGAUGACAUCUGGCAAACUGGCCGUCUCGGCAUCCAGCGAGAUUGUCUCCUCAUUCAGUGCCGUGCUGCUUUAUCCAGCGCAAGUAAAUAGAUGAUGGACAAUGGAACACCAUCAUUACUGCACUACACCAGCAGCAAUUUCUCAUAUUUGUGGAAUGUUAUCUCAACAUUGCAUAUAAAAAACAAAGAGAAAAAUAUAUAGAUUAUGUAAAUCAAUUCAGCUUAAUGCUCUAAGCUCUAACUAACUUACACAAACAAGAAUUAACUUAAUGGACAUUACUUCAGGAAAUUCCAGACACUCCAAAUCAUCUCCUUUAAAAAAUGUUUUGUUUUAGUUUUAAUAUAUUGUUUACUCAGAGAGAGCAGAGAGAAAUAUUUCUGUGUGUGUUUGUGUAUGUGACUUAAAUGUGUUUUCUAGAAAAUCUGUGUUUAGUACUUUUAUUGUGUGCAGACAACAUAUUUUGUUGAUCUGUUUUUUCUGAUCUAACCUAGGACUUUUCAGGAUUUAUUAAGAUCAGAUUUUAUUUGAUCAAACAAACAAAACCUAAUAAAGUGCCUUGAAUGGCAACUGUCCUUGCCUUGGACUAUGUAGGUUGGGCU